Molecule: messenger RNA, 3914 nt
Organism: Dendronephthya gigantea
Lineage: Eukaryota; Metazoa; Cnidaria; Anthozoa; Malacalcyonacea; Nephtheidae
Exons: 1
Coding region: 219-2972 (917 amino acids)
Cellular component (GO): membrane
Source: RefSeq, a predicted model, not a curated record
GUAUCUGAUUCAUUCACACCUGUUUACGAGGUAACAGGUAGUUUAAUCUGCGAGUAUUGUCACGACAAAAUAUAACUCGUAUCACAACAUAUGUGGGCUUAUUUAAAGUGCUUUAAUUUCAAAGCACAAUACAUCUGCUAGUAUAUUAUGUGUUUUAUGAAAACUCUCCACGCGUAAACCGUAAUAAGUAUAAUUCUAUCCAAGGAUUUUUUAAUCAAAUGGACCCCUGUAAAGUAGAAGGUAAUGAUGAUGGAAGGAAGCGUAAUAUACGUGAACAGAAUGGAAACCCAACGGGAGCUUCGAUGGGGUUUCUUGAACGAUUUCUUAUGUCAUAUCUUUGGACUGGACCUGCGAAGGAGGAUGUCACAUCCCUUGCAUGUGUUAAUACCGUGUAUCUGUUGUUCGUCUUUUGGUUCGUCAUGAUUACAAGCUUAUUGUACACCCCCCCGGUUAAACAUGAACUAGAACUCGAGCUGACGAACUGUAAAAAAGAGUCCGAGGCGGGCACGAUCUCUGGCUGCGAUGGACUGGAAUCUACGGAUAGAAGAAUUGACAUUAUUACUGUUAGAAUUGGUUUCACGUUAGAAAUAUUGUUCAUGAGUUUGUUGUUAGCGAGUGCUCUCUACACACCCCCCUGGAAGAUCCAUCAGGGAUUUUGGCUGGUUAAAAUUCUUCUUUUCCUGAUUGUAUUACCAUUGAGCUUCGUGAUUCCAGGAGGCUGGUUUGACCAGAUGUGGGGUAUGCUAUCGUUUUUUGGAAGUUUGAUGUUUUAUGGAAUUGAAGCCAUCCUCAUUUUAGACUUGUCGACAGCGAUUAGUGACUUUUUCGUCUUCAAAAUCACAGAAGAACGCUCAAGACUGUGGUAUUGCCUCUGGUUGCUUAUUAUCUGGGGAAUAUACAUAAUCGCGGCUGCUUCCACUUUUAUUUUGUACGCAUUCUACGGCGAUAACUGUGGUUUAAACGCUGUCCUUAUUUCCAUCAUGUUCAUACUUUCCACUUUAUUUUCUUUAAUCACUGCGUACUUCAGUGGAAAGCGAACUGGAUUCCUGCAUUCGGGCCUGGGAAUUUUAUUCGUCUUACUUCUGACGCUGGUAACUUUGAAUCACGGACGUUUUUGUCGUGCUGAAGGUGAUAAAACGGACACGAGAAGUGGGGAUGAGUUACCUACGAUCAUUCUAAAAAGUUUGGAAAUUAUUCUCGGUUUUUUUCUCAUAAUCUACGCUGUUCUACGAAAUUUCAGAAAGAAAUAUUAUUACGUUUGUGGGACGACAGUUUCGCGGGAUUUCCGCGCGAAAGACGAUCGUUUAGUAGAAGUGGAAAGUUUUGACGCGGAACAACAAGAAACGGAAAUUCUUGUCUUCAACAUUUGUGCUUUUUUCUCAAUUUUUGUUGGUUUUGUAUUCUUCGUGACGACAAAAUUAACGUUACUCAAGCAAGGCGAAGUCCUUGGACUAUUUACAGUCCAUACAUUUGCAUUUCAUAUGAGAUCUUUAACUAUUAUCAUGAUUUUAAUAAUGAUGAUAUGGAGUCAAAUAUUUCCAGUUGUUCCAGUUGUCUAUCCAAAUGAAAAUCCGUAUGAUCUGUUGGCGCUUGCCAAAACAUUCUUCAAAUCGCAGUUGACGCUUUCUCGAAGGAUUUUGAUUGACGGUAGUCGCUGCUGUAAUGGCCCCGUUGCAUCAAGGUACAUUUACACGGUACUUUAUAUCCUGGGAGUAUUAUUCUCCGGUUUGCUUUUUGUACCGGAAGUGCGUCACCGCCUUAGUAAGAGUACUUAUUUCUGUUCAACCGUAAGCACUCGUGGGGUCUGCUUGAACACCGACCCAGCGUACAUGGCCGUAUAUCGCGUUUGUUUUGCUAUGGCAGUUUUUUUUCUACUCUUUGCCGUCGUCCUUGUUUGCGUGAACAACACGCCACGCACACGCAAGGAUAGCACGCAUGCGCAUGGCCAACUGGUGGACGACUCGCGAGACACAGCCGUGGAAAAAAACAGCAACGACUUUCACGUGAAUAGCACACAAGACCCACGCGUGGAUCUUCAGUACAAAGCGUGGCCCGUGAAAAUCUGCUUAUUCUGCAGUUUGUUACUGGCUAGUUUUCUGUUACCCAACGAGUUCAGUCUGGUUUGGAUUUACGUGUCUCUCACAGGAACAUUUCUGUUCACCAUACUGCAACUGAUCUUACUAAUAUACUGGACCAAAUAUACUAGGAGAACUUUAGAAGAAAAGGUUGUGAAAUCAUAUUCCAAAUUUUGGUCAACAUUACUGACUUUUGGAACAGUUAUUAUGAUUUUUGUCUCCCUUGGCGCAGUGGUGACGUUUUUCGUGUUUUUCUCAAAACGUUGUUUCACAAACACAAUAUUUAUAACGUUGAACCUCGUCUUAGCCGUUGCAGCUUCACUGAUCUCUAUACACCCAAAGAUUUAUGAUGCUGGCUUAUUCCAGUGUUUUAUCAUCAUUAUUUUCUCGCUUUACCUAACAUGGUCUGGUUUAUCGCAUAACCCGGAUGAGAAGUGCAACCCGGUUGCUGGCUACAUUGCUGAAGUCGACAUGCGGCCUAACCUUAAUAUUCAGGCUGGCUUAGAUCUGCUCUUAACGUUUGUCACAGUAUUAUUCUUUAGUGUCAAAGUACCUGAAAUAAGCCAGAACGUUAAAGACGUUUCUAAAAUGUUCGUCGAUUUUUUAAGUGGCCAGAAGAGUUCGCGAAACUGUGCGGAAAGUUCAUCGACUAUUUCGGCCAUGGAAUGCGAAACCAAAUCUGAUUUCCAAGAAUAUAAUUUUUCCUUGUUUCAUACCGUGUAUUUCUUGGCUUCACUUCAUGCUACUGUUAUUCUGACGAAUUGGUUCAUACCUACACCUGGUUCUCGUUUUAAGUUGUCUGUCAAUUGGGCCGCGAUGUGCGUUAAAAUGACGACCAGUAAUCUAUCAUUAUUUAUAUAUGUUUGCCUCAUGGUAGCACCAUUUUUGACAAAGUAGACAGACCUAAAAAAACUUAGAAAAACUUUUAUGAUGUAGCCCAACUGCCACUUAAUAUGAAAUAAGGAUACCCCCCAAGCCUGCGUUUUUACAUCUGUGUUAUAUUUUUUUGGGAGAGACAAGUGGAAUUUUAAAGAAAUUUCCACUGACACAGCUCAAUAUUUAGCCUACAUUUAAAAAAACGUCAUUCAUUAUGAGAAGAGGGAAUAGCCACAAGGUCACGACAAUGGCCUCGCAACUGGCAAGUUGGUGGUUCGAAUCUUGCAUGUUUACAUCACGACCCGAAUUAAUGAAAAGAUUUAGCAUAGAUAAAAAAACAAACCUGUGAAUCACAAGAUCUCUCUUGGUCCAGUUUUUGAGGCAAUGGCCUCGCAACGUUUAAGUCGGUGUUUUGAAUCCUCGAAGGAAUGUUUUUCAUUAUGAUCGUAAAAAGAAUUGAAAUAAAAUAAAUCAAGGCAGCCCUGAACAUCAAGCGCAAAACACUUUACUUUUAUGAAACAUACUUUUAAACGCUAUGUCCAAAAAGAAGUUGCAAAUUCUUACUUGAUUUCAAUGUCUCCAAAAAAAAGGAUUAAAUGAAAUAAAAAACUGUCGUCCUUCACUACCAGCAGCAGUGUUCGAGUGAGUUAGGACAGUGGUUAGUCCGUAGGCGGUAGUUCAAGCCCUUUCACUGUCAUAAAAAUAAGUUGCGACACUUUUUUCUCCAGAUUCAUUUUCGGACUCAAAUUUUCCUCAAACUUGGUUGGUUUUUGCAACAUUGAAAUUGUCUUACCUCUUACCAUUUUGGUCAAUUUUCACGACUUUUUCAACUGUUCAAAAACUGUCUUAAAAUGCUAAAAAUUUCUUCCUAAGACUAAUAUCUUUCAUUUUUGAGCAUAUUUGGUUGGUUUUUUGAACACUAAAAAAGUCCUAAAUUUUGACCAAAAUGGUAAGCCUUGCCCC